Periophthalmus magnuspinnatus is the source of this 969-nucleotide messenger RNA. Its product is annotated as claudin-10. NCBI's taxonomy places the organism in Eukaryota, Metazoa, Chordata, Actinopteri, Gobiiformes, Gobiidae. Gene Ontology annotation, biological process: bicellular tight junction assembly; cell adhesion. Gene Ontology annotation, molecular function: structural molecule activity. The record is from RefSeq and is a predicted model, not a curated record. Bases 8 to 778 code for a protein of 256 amino acids. The transcript has 5 exons. Gene Ontology annotation, cellular component: bicellular tight junction; plasma membrane.
GUUCGCCAUGCAGUACCGGACGGUGGUUAUGUAUGUGGAAAUUGGGUGUUUUGUGAGCUGUUUGUGCGGUUGGAUACUGGUCAGCUCCACUCUCCCGACAGAGUACUGGAAUUUCUCUGAAGUGGGAAGCAUCGUCCUGACCACAGCCAACUACUACUCAAACCUGUGGAGGGACUGUGUGUCUGAUACCACCGGGGUCUCGGACUGCAAGGAUUACCCCUCCAUGUUGGCUCUGCCUGCGUACUUACACGCACUCCGAGCCCUGGCCGUGUGCGCGGUCAUUACAGGGUUCUUCGGGGGCGUUCUCACUCUCAUUGGGAUGAAAUGCACUAAAAUAGGAGGGUCAGAGGUCAUUAACGCGAGAGUCACCUUUGCUGGAGCGCUCACCUACUUAGCAUCAGGAUUCUGUGGGAUGAUAACUUAUUCCUGGUGGGCUCAUAGAGUUAUUAGCGAGUUUGUGGAUCCAAAUUUCAGGGCACAAAAAUUUGAGCUCGGCGCUGCUGUUUUCGUGGGAUGGGGCGGCUCCAUUUUGCUCAUCUGUGGAGGAGCAGUGCAAGGAUACUUCUCUGCAAAAGAAGGCCUGCCAUCAAACUCCACAGACCGGCGCAGAUACUACGGGAUGAACACGACCAACCGCAGCAGACGCACGUACAUGGCCCCGGCCUCCAGAGUCACCCUGGUCCCACCUCUGUUCUACGAAGGGAGAAAGAGCCGAGCCACGAGAGGAACCAGAUCUGCAAAAACCAUCGUGACAUACAACAGGGAUACUUUUGUCUGAGUUUUAGUUUGACACCAAAAAAGUGAAUUGUACAAAAAUAUAUAAACAAGCAUAAUGACUCUGAGGAACUCUUUGAAAAUGUUUUAUUGUUUUGUAUAAAUACUUUCUAUACAAAAAUUACAAUUAUUUUUUUGUUCAAAUCUUAUAAAAUAUGUUGUACAAAACACGUAAUGUAAUAAUAAAUGUGUGUU